Messenger RNA from Dothidotthia symphoricarpi CBS 119687, 1768 nucleotides. RefSeq names its product GPP34-domain-containing protein. Gene Ontology annotation, cellular component: trans-Golgi network; Golgi cisterna; cytosol. Bases 215 to 1273 code for a protein of 352 amino acids. The transcript has 4 exons. The record is from RefSeq and is a predicted model, not a curated record. NCBI's taxonomy places the organism in Eukaryota, Fungi, Ascomycota, Dothideomycetes, Pleosporales, Dothidotthiaceae. Gene Ontology annotation, molecular function: phosphatidylinositol-4-phosphate binding. Gene Ontology annotation, biological process: retrograde vesicle-mediated transport, Golgi to endoplasmic reticulum; Golgi vesicle budding; Golgi organization.
CACGGGGAGCAUCGUCGACGCUCGUACAAACCCCGUGCAACUCCCCCUAUUUUCACCGCCAAACCCGCGACGCUCUCCCAGUAUUAGCAGCAGCCCCCGCAAGCGCAACCCACAUACACGUACGCGCAGCCCGAGCGCCUGCGUCCCUGCGCUCACCGAGGAGCACCGCCCAUAAUUUCACCAAGACACCCCACCAGUCCCACCACCACACCCGAUGGCUUCGACCUCUGGUCUGACGCGCCGCAGAGGAGGGGCCGGCCCCGCGACGGGCAAUGGCGACGACGAAAGCAGCAGAGUCAGCUCACCAGCACCCAGGCGCAACGACGACAACCGCGCCCCCGAGACGUCUUACGAGGAUUCGGAGAAUGGCCACAAGAUCGCAUUCGACCCGCGGGACAUCAGCGAAAGCGCCGAGCGGAACAAGCAGCCCAAGCUGACGCUCAUGGAGGAAAUCAUUCUCAUGGGCCUGAAGGAUAAGCAGGGAUACCUGUCGUUUUGGAACGACAAUAUUUCGUAUGCGUUGCGAGGAUGCAUUGUCAUAGAGCUGGCCUUCAGGGGGCGUAUUAGCAUGCAGAAGGACUCGUCGCGGCGGCGGUUCCCCCUCGCAGAUCGGCUGAUCGAGGUCAUCGACGAUACUCUGACCGGGGAGGUGCUGCUGGAUGAGGCUUUGAAGAUGAUGAAGUCCAGCGAGAAGAUGAGCGUCAACUCGUGGAUCGACCUCAUGAGCGGCGAGACAUGGAAUCUGAUGAAGAUUGGCUACCAACUGAAGCAAGUACGCGAACGCCUGUGCAAAGGGCUCGUCGACAAGGGCAUCCUGCGAACAGAAAAGAAGAACUUCCUCCUCUUCGACAUGGCCACACAUCCCGUCGCAGAUGGCGGUGCGAAGGAGGAGAUUAGGCGCCGAGUCAGGAACGUGCUCACGAACCGCACCGUUGUUCUGCCAGGAAGCCAGUUCCUCCCCGAAGAGCUGGAAUUCAGAUAUCUCCGAACGAUCACCAUGGUCUGUGCCGCCUACGCUGCGAACGUGCUCGAGAACGCCCUGACGACUCUUGGACACGAGGCGAGGGAACGUGCAUUUGCUCAGGUAGACGAGAUGCUGGCAGAAUAUUCGCAAUGGCCGUUUGCGAGGAGAUCUGGUGGGGGCCAGGGCAUAGCUGCCAAUCUGGGUCAGGUCAUCACGGACGAAGUCAACAAUUCCAAGGACAAGGAGCUGCAGCUUGAAGUGGUUUCUGCGUGUUUGAGUGUUUUCACGAGGCUGGACUCGCUCCUCUGAACUACCGACAUUCGCUAUUGACGACACAACUCUACACAUGCAAAUUGUCAUCUUCACAUCUUGUCCCAUUACAGCAGGCGUUGUCCAUUUGAAGUAUCUACGGCCCACGAACAAGACGGAUGGAUAUACGAGGCGGGUUUGCACGCUGCGGCGGAUGUCAUUAUUCACAGCGUCUUGCUCUCAGCGGCUAGUCUGAGAGGGGCAUAUGGGGGGUUGGGUCAAAUCACGAUGGCCGUAUAGCCGACUUUCUCUUCUUCUAGAACAUGUUAAUGCUACAAAAGAUCACCUUCCACUGACCACGCUGGCUGGAGUGGAUCGUCUGUGGUGGAGAUGCAAAAGCAAGGUUUUGGGGGGAGGCCCGACACGCGUCAUUCUCACGAUUCGUGAUCAACCAUCUUGGCAAUCACGUGAGCUGGAGACAGCAGACUGCACAUAUCGUGGGAUGCUUAGUGAGUGUCAGAUAACUGCUCUGUAGGCAUGUAGAAAGGAUGCAGA